AUGGGUAUAAGCGUCAUAUACAUGAAGGCAAACCACUUUUCUCUAACCUUCUGCCAUCUUGGGUGCCUUCAACUUUUCAUGGGCAUUAUUGUUUUAUUAUCCAAUGAAGACAUACCAAAAAGCAAAUUAAAAAAUAGCGUUGCUUUAAAACUAGAAGCCUUAGAAGGAGGGAUACAAUUUUCAGUUAUCUCAGAGACAUUUAGACAGUCAACCAGAACAAAGUUCAAUCGGCGUUUUACAGCUAACAAUGAAAAACCUGCUGAACAUUUAUUUCAUUCAGACUGCAGAUUUGGACAAUUCCAAAAUAUGCACUUGAAACUUAUUUUCACGCUACAAAUUCUGAAUUUUAAUUCAGUUUUAUUAAAAGAGAAUAAAAAGGAAAGUUUUGCCGAGAACUGCAUGAACAUACAGAAUACAAUUCGACAGUUCUAUGGUUCCCCUCCUGUGGAAUGGGAUAAUGUUCUUGCGGAUCGUGCACAAGCCUUGGCACUGUACCUCAGUGAAACCCAGGGGAAAUAUGCCUUAGAAAACAGAGUAUGGAUACAUUCUAAAUAUGGUGAUAAUGUCUACGCGACGGAUGAUCCAAAACGUGUAGACAAUAUCUGCUUCUUGGCAAGCAUUGCGUGGCUGAGAGAAGAAUAUGAAAAUUCCACUCGUCGAGGACGAUUUCAACAAAUGCUGCAGACGGAAGGUCAAAAGGUUGGCAUCGGUGACGCAGGACGGGCAGGCGAAAUGCACUUUCUUGUUGCAUCAUAUUUUCCUCCUGAACCAAUUAGGAAAAAACGGCGCCGCUUUAAUCGCAGAAGAAUAAGUUCGGGCUGCAUCUGGGAGAUCGUUACUAAAAACAACACUAAGCCAAGUUCAAGACAGAGAUCAAAUUAUCGUAAAUUACUGCGACAAUUUAAAACGAGAAAUAAUACAUUCUUUUACAACAGUACCAAACCAUGUCACAAGAUCAAGAAGGAAGGUACUCGAGUGAACGGAGAAGCUUUAAUGCGAGACAUCCAGGAAUUAGAAUCAAGAGCAAUUUUAGAAAAUGGGCUUAAAAAAAAGCCUGCAGGAAGGCUAAAACAUGGAACAAAAAGUGUUUUUUUAAACGCAGCCGACGCAAAAAAAGAAAUUCAAGAAGACUCAAAGCAGAGUUCUAACGACCAAAACGUAUUCCCUGCAUCGGGAGGUGUGAAGACAACACAGGACCACGCAUCGAAGAUAAUUCUAGUUCCAAUUUCUGAACCAGCACAACCUCAACAGCCUCAAGUGCCAACCUCACAACCUGCAAAAACUGUACCAUCCGCCCAGCUCAUAAACACCUAGGAAUUCCCAGCAGAAAUCAAGCCAGCAACUACGAAAAUCAUUGCAGUUAUAUAGUUUUACGUAAAUGAUAAACUAACUCGUAGUUUCAUAUAAUUGUCCUGCACGAUCUGCCAUUAUGCGAGGUACUAUUUAAUAAUUAGUCGCCGAAGGCGAGGUAAUUACAAGCCCAUAUUUACUGAACCGAAUUUCUUAUUUGAAAAACAACAACAA
Molecule: messenger RNA, 1524 nt
Organism: Dendronephthya gigantea
Lineage: Eukaryota; Metazoa; Cnidaria; Anthozoa; Malacalcyonacea; Nephtheidae
Exons: 9
Coding region: 1-1314 (437 amino acids)
Source: RefSeq, a predicted model, not a curated record